Molecule: messenger RNA, 942 nt
Organism: Vitis riparia (riverbank grape)
Lineage: Eukaryota; Viridiplantae; Streptophyta; Magnoliopsida; Vitales; Vitaceae
Exons: 4
Coding region: 1-942 (313 amino acids)
Source: RefSeq, a predicted model, not a curated record
AUGCCAUUCAGACUCAAGAAUGCUAGUGCUAUCUACCAAAGGCUGAUGACGAAAAAUUUUAAGCCUUUGAUUGGUCGAAUUGUGGAAGUCUACAUUGACGACAUUGUUAUAAAGAGCGAAACCCAAGCUAAGCACGCUCAGCACCUAGAAGAAGCAUUCCAUUUGAUGCGAGCAUAUAACAUGAAGCUCAAUCCAGCUAAGUGUGCUUUUGGCAUCAGCACGAGGAAGUUUCUAGGGUUUAUGGUAACCCAAAGAGGAAUUGAAGUUAAUCUGGCUCAAGUGAAAGCCAUCCUCGAAACACCCGCUCCAAACAAUAAGAAAGAGUUACAGCGCCUCACGGGUCAUUUUGUAGCUUUGGGAUGUUUCAUAGCCUGUUUCAUAGACAAGCUGAGGCUUUUCUUCCUCACACUCAGGGGAGCAAGCAUGUUCGGUUGUACUGAUGAAUGUGAGCAGACAUUCGAAGCAUGCCGUCUUGUUUCAUCAGAUAUGAGACAAAGAACAAAAGCUCGUCUACUAUGUGAGCAAGGCAAUGAAUAUGAAGCUGUCCUAGCCGAGCUAGAUCUUGCCCUAACGCUGGCUGCAACCAAGUUGGAAAUCAGGAACGACUCUCAGCUAAUUAUCAGACAGAUUCAGCGAGAGUAUGAAGCAAAGGAUGAAUGCAUGGCUCGCUACCUCGCCAUGUGUUUGAACGAGCCAGAAGCCAAAUAUGUCCUAGCUAAACUCCAUGAAGGCGUAUGCGGCAAUCACCUAGGCAAACGAACUUUGGCACAUCGCACUUACACACAAGGGUACUAUUGGCCCACAAUGAAGCAGGAUGCUGAAAAAGCUAUGUCAAGAGAUGUGAUCGGUGUCAAAGACACGUACCCAUUCCCCAUGCACCUUCUGAAGCUCUCAACCUGUUCACAAGUCCUUGGUCAUUUGCAUAAUGGGGAAUGGACAUAG